ACGGCCAUGGAAAAGAAACCGCAUUUCGUUAGGAGGGAGUUUCUUCCCAGAGAGGUGCCACCCAUCUCGCUGGCGUUACUGCUUGCGGUCGUCCUGCUCCUUAAUGCCAUUCUCUACCUGUACCUCAACAAGUUUUACAGCUCUCUGGGACGUGUCGAAACGGACCCUGGCCUCUGCCCUUUUGGGCAUUUCAAAUUCGGAGCGCUGAAGAAUUGUACCCCGUGGCUUUCCUGUGAGGCCAUAAAUAGGGAAGUCAGGAAACUCAAGUGUGUUGGUGAAGGUGCUGUGAAAAAGGUCUUCCUUUCUGAGUGGAAGGAAAAGAAAGUGGUCCUUUCACAGCUCACCAACUCAGAGCUGAAGGAGGAUUUUCUCCAUGGACUGAAGAUGCUGAAAGCCCUUCAGAGCAAGCAUGUUGUCCGUCUGCUUGGCUACUGUGAGCAGCAGUUCACAAUCCUCACCGAAUACCAUCCUCUUGGUUCACUGAGAGGUCUGAAUGAAACUCUCCACAUUCCCAAGUACAAGGGCAUGAACACCUGGCAUCGCAGGCUGAUGCUUGCUAUAGACUAUGUGGGUGUCAUUCGGUACCUGCACAGCAGCCCCCUGGGCACCUUAGUGAUGUGCGACUCGAAUGACCUGGACAAGGUUCUCUCCCAGUAUCUCCUAACUAGUGACUUUCAUGUCCUGGUGAACGACUUGGACGCUUUGCCUCUUGUGAACAGGAGUGCUGGCAGGCUGGUGAAGUGUGGUCACAGGGAGCUCCGGGGUGAGUUUGUAGCUCCUGAGCAGCGUUGGCCCUAUGGAGAAGAUGUGCCAUUCGAAGAUGACCUCAUGCCUCCCUAUGAUGAGAAAACAGACAUCUGGAAAAUCCCAGAUGUCUCCAAUUUUUUCUUGGGCCAUGUUGAAGGAAGUGACAUUGUACGACUGCAUCUGUUUGACAUCCAUGCAGCGUGUAAGAAGAAGGACCCGGCAGAACGACCCUCUGCCCAAGAGGUCUUAGACACCUAUAGGAAAGUUUUGACUCUGCUUAUUCGGGAGGCAGCCGUGCCUAGUACUAGAGAAAUGUUAUAGUGAAUCACAAGACAAACAACAUACUGAUGAUUUAGGUUGAAGUCCUUCCUAUUUAUGUAGCUUUGCCUGAUGGGCAAAAUCUCUGUCCCCAAAACUGAGAAGAAAAAAACAACUGAACUUGUUCCUCUUGAUUAAAAAAAAAUAAAAUAAAAUCCACCCAAUCCAAGAGCUGUGCAGGCUUUCCAUUGGCAUGUUUAAUUUACCAUUGGAAGAGGAGGAAAGAGAGAAAUGAAGUUGUGUGGGGGCAGGGAAAAUUUGUUCCAUAAGAAAUGAUAAAUUUUCUUUUGCAACAUUUACACAAAAAAUAUCUUAAACAUUACAGAAAAACAGCUAGAAACAUAUUAGUCUACCUUAACUUGUUGGCAGAGGACUGGAGAACAGAGACCAUGGCAUGCCCCCUACAAGCUUUGUGCUGAUUGCUGUGGCUUUGGCCUAUGUUGUAUCCACAAAGCCCUCAUCUACUUUCCCAUGUAGUAAAAGCAGUGGUCACUUAGAAAUGAGUACCCCAUUUCACUUCAGAUUUUGGUGAGUCCCACUGCCAGACCGCAGUGGCGGUCUCUCCCUGCUGGCUGGGGCAUAGGUUGCUCCUGGAGAUGUAUGGUCAUUGCUCUGUGGGCCCUGUAUCCCACACCAGCAAGUGUGUGGCCACUUUGGAAGCAAGAAGAUGAUGCAGAUUCUGAAAAGUCUGCUUAUAGACACAGGUUCUUGGUUUUCAAGCCUUUGUCCUAUGGUAUUCUCAGAUGGGCUUUUGAGAGGUGAAGCUGUCAAAUGCAAGUCUCUUGCUCCUCUGUAAUCCACAGAAAUGCUGGACACUGUGGAAGAGAGCUUAAGUGUGUCUUUUUUUUCCAUUCACUUAUCCUUGCUUAGUGUCAUCAUGAUUUGAUGGAAAGGAAGAUUACAAGGAACUGAAAGAGAAAUGUGACUUCCACAGAAAUGAGCGUUAAAACACAAGCUUUGGAAAAGAAAAUUCCUGUUUUCAGAGCAUACAAUUCUAUUGGGUCUGAAUUCAAAGUCCACUAAGGAUAGCAGAAGGCUGCUAAAAAGUAGCUGUGUUUGGUGUGUUAGGAAAAAGCUUGAGGUAACCUACAUGGAUGUAACAGCCUGGUACCAGCAGCUGGAGAGGAAGAACAAUGAUGCCUUAAUCCAGCAAUAGGUUCUUUUUGGUGGGACUGGGAUCUGGGAUGUAGCUCUCUUGGAGAAAAAACAGGAAUAAUAUGAAUGAGAAACAUGGAUUCCACCACUGUCCACUUGAGGACUUUUUGUCAGGACCUUCUGUUUCAGUGGACUAAAUCUUUGCAAGGCCUAAGAGACAACUUCCAUGUUUUGACCUGAGAGGCGAUUUGUAAGCAGAGUACACUGUCCUUUUUGCUCCUUUUUGAAGUUUGGUUCUGUUCUUUUCUGUGCUGCUAUUCCUCUUCACAUAAACCGGCCAUAUUCUGACUGUACUGAGAUCAUGCAGUCAUUUCAUAUGCAUAAUGUUCAAAUCCAAGAUUUUAUUAUAAAUAGGAAAAAUUUCCUACAAGUUAGUUAAUUCAUUCCUGAUAUCAUACAAUGCCACCAGGAGUCAUUUAAAAGCUGCUGAUUAUGUCUUUCCUUUCCCUCUGGGAAGUCUGAUUUCUUUAAUUAGAUUUUUGCCAUUUUUCACUUAUCCAUUCUUUCCUUGCAGCUUUCCUGUUCAGGUUGUCAGGAGACAAAGCUUGGAAAUCAAAGUCUCCAAAAAUAAGCAGUGUUUGUGGAUGCUUUGGGUUUGUUUUGGACUUUGACUCAAAAUGCCUAAAAGAAGUAUGGGGAAAAGAAAUGCUCAGUUGUAAAUGCAACAUCCAGCCCAUGAAAUCUUGACUUGUUAUUGUUAGGGUUAGUUUUACAGUUCCAGCAUGAAUAAAAGGAUGUGCAACAGUGGGAAAAGUCUCCUGUUACAGCUCCUUGAAGCCAGGGAUAAGGCUCUAAAGGGCCAAGAACCAAAUCUUUUGCAUGUUUCCCUCACAAUAAUUUGUUACCUUUUAUUAGCCAUCAUGUGGACUUGAAAAGGAAAUCAUAAUUUCAAAAUGGCUGUAAAUAACCAUCCCAUGAGGGGUUUUUAUGAGUGUAGCAAGGAGAGACAAGAACCUGACAAACAUCUUGUGCUGGUCUCUCUUUGUUAAGACAAGCUUCUGCUGGGAUUUCGUGUACUGUUGCACCUUGCAAACAGCCAUAUUAAUUUCAUAGAGUGAAAAAUGUUAGGAAAAAUUCUUGUUUGGAAUAAUUAUCUUGCCUCUCUGCUCCUGGAUGAAAUAGUUACAAUUUUUUUUUAAGGAAAGGUGUCUCCCUAAACAUUCACCCUGAGCAGUGGCUUCUCCAUGUCUCUUUCCCAUUCCCUCUCCUUCAGGUUGUGUGUUGUUCAGCAUUGUAUUUCAACAGUAAUAAAUCAGAUUUAUUCUGAAUACAGCAUUAUGGAGCUGCAGUUUCUUUUCUGGGAUGUUGUUUCUCUGUGAGGAAACACUAGAUGGAGCAUGAAGGUCAGUUACUUAGAAG
This is a messenger RNA of Poecile atricapillus (Black-capped chickadee), 3579 nucleotides long. RefSeq names its product protein O-mannose kinase (gene POMK). The transcript is spliced from 2 exons. Lineage: Eukaryota; Metazoa; Chordata; Aves; Passeriformes; Paridae. The record is from RefSeq and is a predicted model, not a curated record. Gene Ontology annotation, biological process: carbohydrate phosphorylation; protein phosphorylation; protein O-linked glycosylation. Gene Ontology annotation, cellular component: endoplasmic reticulum membrane. Gene Ontology annotation, molecular function: ATP binding; carbohydrate kinase activity; protein kinase activity. The coding region runs from base 7 to 1068 and encodes 353 amino acids.